Hemiscyllium ocellatum (epaulette shark) is the source of this 5076-nucleotide messenger RNA. Its product is annotated as thyroid hormone receptor beta. Gene Ontology annotation, molecular function: nuclear receptor activity; zinc ion binding; RNA polymerase II cis-regulatory region sequence-specific DNA binding. The record is from RefSeq and is a predicted model, not a curated record. Gene Ontology annotation, biological process: thyroid hormone receptor signaling pathway; cell differentiation; positive regulation of transcription by RNA polymerase II. Bases 514 to 1623 code for a protein of 369 amino acids. The transcript has 9 exons. NCBI's taxonomy places the organism in Eukaryota, Metazoa, Chordata, Chondrichthyes, Orectolobiformes, Hemiscylliidae.
GUCACUGUUUUUGUUACAUUGAGGUGCACGUUCGAUCCCAACUCGCUACAUUGUAGCUGCACUUGAGGGAAUUCCCUGUUGGGGCUCUCUCUCUCUCUGUCAAUCCAUCUCUCUCAAUCACUUUCCACUCCAACUUCUUGGGGGCGGGGGUUCGCUACCCCUCAACGCCUGUAUCUCUCUCUCUCUCUCUGUCCAUGGGGAAGGAGGGUUGGGCGAAAUGUUUGCUGAAACGCAGCCCUCCCUCCCGCACUCCAAGAAAGGAGCCGUGCUCGCUCCUGCACGGGAGCGGUGCGCCUCUUAGGAAAAUCCCGCUGGAAUAUGCUCCGUCUCAUUGUUGUUGCCAAAAUGAUGCCACCCAGUCAGGCCCAAGAAUUCAAAUAAUUGAUGUCCCACUCCCAGCCAAAAAGUCACAAGCUCGGCUAUCGAUAUCAUCUAGUGUUUAGACUCCUACACUUUAGGUGGUGUGGUGAAAACCAGCAACAGAAUGACUACUGAUUCAUAAUACCAAGCAGUAUGUCAGGUUAUAUACCAAGCUAUCUGGACAAAGAUGAACUUUGUGUUGUGUGUAGUGACAAAGCCACAGGCUAUCACUAUCGUUGUAUCACUUGCGAAGGGUGUAAGGGCUUUUUCAGGAGAACCAUACAGAAAAACCUUCAUCCAGCCUACAGUUGUAAAUAUGAAGGAAAAUGCAUCAUCGACAAAGUAACAAGAAAUCAAUGUCAGGAAUGCCGGUUCAAAAAGUGCAUUGCAGUUGGCAUGGCAACUGACUUGGUGUUGGAUGAUGGCAAACGGUUAGCAAAACGCAAACUAAUAGAAGAAAACAGGGAAAAGAGACGUCGCGAGGAACUGACAAAGGCACUUAUAAACAAACCUGAGCCGACAGAUGAGGAAUGGGAACUUAUCAGAACCGUGACGGAAGCCCACAUGGGCACCAAUGCUCAAGGAAAUCACUGGAAACAGAAGAGAAAAUUCCUGCCUGAAGAUAUUGGGCAAGCACCAAUAGUGAAUGCACCUGAAGGGAGCAAGGUAGACCUGGAAGCGUUCAGUGAGUUUACAAAAAUUAUCACACCCGCAAUUACAAGGGUAGUGGAUUUUGCCAAAAAGCUACCAAUGUUCUGUGAGCUACCAUGUGAAGACCAGAUUGUCCUUUUGAAAGGCUGCUGUAUGGAAAUCAUGUCCCUGAGGGCAGCUGUCCGCUAUGAUCCUGAAAGUGAGACUUUAACUUUGAAUGGAGAGAUAGCUGUCAAGAGAGAACAGUUAAAAAAUGGAGGCCUUGGUGUUGUAUCAGAUGCAAUUUUUGAUCUGGGAAUAUCUUUGUCUGCAUUCAACUUGGAUGACAGUGAAGUGGCUCUGCUCCAGGCUGUGCUUUUGAUGUCUUCAGAUCGGCCUGGCCUUACCAGCAUAGAUAAGGUGGAAAGAAUCCAGGAGUCCUUCCUUCUUGCAUUUGAACACUACAUUAAUUAUCGCAAGCACAAUGUGGCUCACUUUUGGCCAAAACUACUGAUGAAGGUGACAGACCUGCGAAUGAUUGGAGCGUGUCACGCAAGCCGCUUUCUUCAUAUGAAGGUGGAAUGUCCAACAGAACUUUUUCCACCAUUAUUCCUGGAAGUUUUUGAAGAUUAGGAGUUGAACUUUGAACGGAUGCACUACCCUAAUAUCUGUGAACUGCAUUAGCACUACUGAGCAGUGAUUCAUGGGAUUUCACAGAGUACCUUUUCCAGAUAUGGUGAGAAACAUUCCAUUAAUGCGGGUACUAGUGAUUUUGUGAACGUAGCUUUUUGUACACAUUUCUUGUGUUAUCUUGUGGACUAAUGUUGUUCAUGUUUAUUUUCAAAUAAGAUAAUAUGGUAGAAUAUUGCUUUGUGGUAAGGAACUCCAAUCUCCAGGUGUCAUAUGAAUUUUCUUUUGCAUGGGUCUUUAAUGGAAAUAGUAUGACAAAAUCUGCUGCAGCUAUAGCUGCCAACUAGCUAGCAUUGUAUAAGAUUAAACUCUUAAUUCAGUAAGGAAACUGCAGAGCUACACCAUGUUCUGGAACCAAAAUGCCAGCAUGAACACAAUAACUGAGAGACUUCCUACCUCUCCACUCACCAAGAUCUGAGUUGCCUUUUGACCAUUAUUCAUUGAUCAUUUAAGUACUCAGUCUGGGUAACAUUGAUGCAGUUGGAAUGUACAGUGUCAAUACAAUGAAUAUAAAUAAAUGAAGGCUCAUCACCUUUUCACUACACUACACUGACAGGAAGAACAAAAUAGAGGACUAAAUAACACGAUAAUUUCCGCCUUCUCCUUCAAGCUGCCAAUUUCAAAAUGUAAAUGGAUGUAAAAUUAAACUUUGUGCAACAAAUCUCAAACCGAGUCAAUCUCCUCAAAGUAUCAGCCAGAGAUUUCGAAUAGAAAAGGCCAGUUUUGCUCUUAGAAGCACUCUCCUUAGAUUGGAAUUGAGGAUUGUGAGCAAAGACUUUUCACAGCUCUGUCCUGGCUUUGGCUGUGCUGCACUGACACUGACAUUGAAAACCAGCAUUCUUUGAUCAAAGCAAAUGGUAAAGCUCAGCCUUCAAUGUUCAACUGUCAUCACAUCUGGAGCUGAGAGGAGAAGGAGUAACUUUCUGACUGCUGAAAGUUUAUAAAAUCAUUGGUGGUACACACACACACACACACAAACACACACAUUUAAGCUGUUAAUUUGGAACUCUUUGUAUUAGAGUCAUCUUGAUCUUACUACACAUGAACUUUCCAACUCCAAGGAAAAAUAGACACUCAGAAAUAAUUAUUUUAUUUAGCUCUUUACAUUUGCUCAUUACCAUACGUUAUCUCCCAUAGCUUGAUAGAGCUCAUAUUUACUUGGUGCUAAUCCAUUUGCAGGUAGAGCUUUAAUGCCUGCUGCAAAAUGGUGCUAUAAUGUCUGAAGCUUUAUCUCUUCAAACUGUGGGAAUAAAUAUUAGCAUUAAAAAUGUUAAUAUACAUGCCUUGAUGCUGAAAUCCUUACUGUGCCAUUUGGUUGUAUUCCUGAUUAGCAGUAACACAUCCUUGCAACUAGUUAUUCCAGUCCUGGUUAGUAUUGCUGAUGAAAACUGCAGGACUGCAAGCCAUGAAAAUGUAGGCAUUUACCUGCUGCAGUUUUCCCUGUGGUGUACCAAUAAUAGUUUCCUGCUGAAUGCACACCCUAACCAGUCAUCUUUGCCAUUUUAGGUGCACCUUUGUUGAGCUAAUAGGAUUAUGUUGAUAGAAAAUUAAAGUUCCAUGCAUAAUUGUUUUAAAAGACCAAAGCCAGACCUUUGAAACAACUGGUAGGUCCUGGCAUGACUAAACCAAAGGUUUUUAUGUUCGAUUGAUUUUUUCUUUGGCCACCUAUAAUUGCACUUCUACCUGGAAUGCACUACAUAGCAAGAAACAGCAGCAAAUUUCCCAUGAAACCAUUUACCAAGAAGAGAGGAGAUAAAACUGGGGAUGCAGGGGUAUUCGAUGGCAGAGGGAAAGAUUGGACAAAAAGUUUUAGGGCAGAAAGAAUGCAUUCAACCAGGGGAGUAAGGUAGGUGAUUAAAUAUUGUUUUAGAGGAAGAAUUUCUCACAUAACUUUAAAUAAAUUGGCCUUCUAAACGGACUUUGGUUGAUAAGUUACAUAUACUUUGGCAUUCUUUGCAAAGUAACAGAUAGGUUAUCCAAAUGCCUACUAGUCACGACUUAGCUGAACACACAGGCUAAGAAUAUUGAAUGCACAGACAAUCAGGAUUAAAAAGAAACUGUGUAGAAAGCCAGAAUUCUAUUUUUGAUAAGUGAAGCACAUUAAUUAUUAAUUAAUAACAGAAUGAUAUGCCUAAGGAAAAAAAGCCACUUUUGUUAAAAUAAAUCAUACCAGGUGUAUCAUGUUUGCACAGUAUCGAUUAAAUUUAUGAUAUUCCCUGGUAUUUGAAUAAAAGAACGACCACUUUAAAGAAACAAAGAAAAAUACACGUUUUCAAUCUUGCUGCAACCCUGUUUUAACAAGUAUUUAAGUGCUGUGAAACUAUAAUAGUUUGUUUUUUUUUCUCUCAUUAGCUAUAAAGUCCUCUGUGUGAGGAAGACAACAUUGCCUAAGGUAGCAAGUAAGCCUAAAGUUGUACUGUAGGAAAUAUAAUUGGUCUGAAUUCUGGCAUCAGCAACCAUUAGAAUGUUUUGAAUAUUCCAUAAAUUUCAUUUCAUUUUGCUGUUUGUAUACAAACUGAUAUAUUUCUGAAUGUAAAUCUAUUAGGGCCUGUGUCACAUAAAGCUAAAAUAUUCAUUUGGGACAGAAAUGUUUUGGUGAAGACGUCUUUGCUUUAAUUGCCUCUGAACUUAGUAUAUGUUUGUUGAUCAGCUUGCGUUCCUGCCAUGUCAACACCACAAAGUUAUGUGGUCUUAAAGUAGUCUGUCUGGUCAUUCUGAACUUACACCUUUUAAAAUGUAUUACUUUCUGGUGCUUCGUGAGAAAAUUGUAUUGUGAGAUUCUUGAUGCCAAUGGCAACUAAUAUUGAAUGUCCUUUGUAACAGAGGGAAUGAAAAGCUGAUGCAAAAUGCUAAACACAAUAUUAAUGUUUCAUUACUCUAUAACAUUUGUAUCAGAAUUACAACCCAAAAUUUUCUGGAAUCUUCUCUGAUAGGUUUAGGCUAUCUAGAGUGCAUCAUCGCCCCACCACUAUUUUCAUCCAAAAACUCUCCAAGAUUGUUCUGGAACAGCAGAUGGAGAAUUGGGUAAAUUGUAGCAAACUGUAUUCUCUGUUCAGUUAUGUAUGAUUUAUUAAUUCACUCAGUGGAAGACUUUGGAAUAUGCAGACUAUUUCACUCAAGAAUGAGGGUAUUAUCCUUUGAUUUUUGUAAGGAUUAUAUCCAGUGCUUAAUCUAAAUAAACUCUAUAUCCCUUUGUCUUCAGCCAAUACCGUUAGAGAUUCAAAAGCAGUGAAUGAGCCAAAAGGCUUAGAAUUUUCACUUUCAAGUUUUUGGCAAUGUAUAACUAGGUUAACAGUACCUGAGCACAUUGCAUAACAGUCCAUGAGAUAAUGAAAAACAGUUUGUUUUUACGUAGAAUAUUUAAGGUAAAUGAUGCCAAUCUGAUAAGUUAAUACA